Molecule: messenger RNA, 6843 nt
Organism: Pristis pectinata (smalltooth sawfish)
Lineage: Eukaryota; Metazoa; Chordata; Chondrichthyes; Rhinopristiformes; Pristidae
Gene: bmpr1aa
Product: bone morphogenetic protein receptor, type IAa
Exons: 14
Coding region: 457-2028 (523 amino acids)
Biological process (GO): BMP signaling pathway; cellular response to growth factor stimulus; protein phosphorylation
Cellular component (GO): signaling receptor complex; plasma membrane
Molecular function (GO): transforming growth factor beta receptor activity, type I; SMAD binding; ATP binding
Source: RefSeq, a predicted model, not a curated record
GACUGUCGGGAGCGCGCGCGGCGGCGGCGGCGGCUGGAGAGGGAGAGACGGAGACGGGGAGGAGGAGGAGGGAAAGAUCAGGGGCUAGCGGUGAUUGCGGAGCCGGGGGGAUUUUAUCCUGGAACUUACUCCUUCGGAUAAAGAAGGUCGUUGUCGGGACGGGGAGAGGAUCGGGGCAGUGCUGGUGGAGGGAAGGCGCCGCUCCGAUGCUGCCUGAGCUGCUGAGUAUUUCUGCAUUUUCUGUUUACCUUAUUGUGCACUGUGUUGUGAUCUGGAAUACAUGAAAAAGUGACAGAAGCAGAUGCAAUAAUAACUUUCAAAAGGAUAGUUAACCAGCAAAGUAAAGAAUAAUUAAAAGAAGCCAACUUCUUGUCGUCGUCCUUUUCUCCUGAUCUGAUUCCAAAGAUCAUAUACAUUUGCAACUGGAGAGUUGAGGGAACUGUAACAACUGCAGAAAUGACUGUCCACAGCAUUGCAAUUCCAGUUUUUGGAACAUACGUACUACUGAUUCUACAGAUUCAAGGUCAGAAUCCUGACAACAUGCUAAUGGGAACGGGCAUGAAGACAAACGGUGUUACAGUGGCACCUGAAGACGCAGAGCCAAGGCUUCAUUGUUAUUGUUCUGGUCACUGUGCAACAGAGGAAGGCAACAAUACCUGCAAAACAAAUGGAAAUUGUUUUGCCAUCAUUGAAGAGGAUGAAAAUGGAGAAGUUACCCUUGGCUCUGGCUGCAUGAGGUUAGAAGGAGCAGAUUUCCAGUGCAAGGAUUCAACAAAAGUAAGAAAACGGAGAACAAUUGAAUGCUGCAAGACGGACUUUUGUAACAAGGAUUUACGUCCAACACUUACUCCAAUUACUAAUACAGAUGGACUGUUUGAAGGUGACGUCCACCGGCUGGGCCUGUUAAUCUCUCUGAUUGUCUGCAUCUUUGUGCUGAUUAUAAUCACAACUGCUUUCUACUUCAGGUACAAAGGGCAGGCAGAUAGACGGCGUUACAACCGAGAUCUUGAGCAGGAUGUGGCCUUUAUUCCACCAGGCGAGUCACUGAAAGACCUAAUUGAUCAGUCACAGAGCUCGGGGAGUGGAUCUGGACUCCCUCUAUUGGUGCAACGUACAAUUGCGAAGCAGAUUCAGAUGGUUCGGCUAGUGGGGAAAGGCCGCUAUGGUGAAGUAUGGAUGGGGAGAUGGCGUGGUGAAAAGGUGGCAGUAAAGGUGUUCCCUUCUGCAGAAGAAGCCAGCUGGUUCCGUGAGACUGAGAUCUACCAGACAGUGCUAAUGCGACAUGAAAGUAUUUUAGGAUUUAUUGCUGCAGAUAUUGAAAGCAAAGGUUCUUCGACAUGGCUGUACCUGAUUACAGAUUACCACGAGAAUGGCUCACUGUAUGACUACCUGAAGUGCACAGUGCUCGAUACCAAGGCCCUACUGAAGUUGGCUUACUCUGCUGCCAGUGGGCUCUGUCACCUCCACACAGAAAUCUAUGGUACACAAGGCAAGCCUGCUAUUGCACAUCGUGACUUAAAGAGCAAAAACAUCCUGGUGAAAAAGAAUGGAACCUGCACUAUUGCUGACCUUGGUCUAACUGUGAAAUUCAACAGUGACACAAAUGAGGUUGAUAUCCCACUGAAUACCCGAGUGGGAACUAAACGAUACAUGGCACCCGAGGUACUAGAUGAGAGCCUCAACAAGAACCAAUUCCAGGCUUAUUUGAUGGCAGAUAUAUACAGCUUUGGCCUGGUGAUUUGGGAAAUGUCACGUCGCUGUCUUACAGGAGGUAUUGUAGAGGAUUACCAAUUGCCAUAUUAUGACAUGGUGCCAAACGACCCCUCUUAUGAAGAUAUGAGGGAAGUGGUGUGUGUUAAAUGCCUCCGUCCAACAGUUUCUAACAGGUGGAACAGUGAUGAGUGUUUAAGGGCAGUCCUGAAGUUGAUGUCAGAAUGUUGGGCCCAUAAUCCUGCCUCUCGGUUGACCGCACUAAGAGUGAAGAAAACACUUGCCAAAAUGGUGGAAUCUCAAGACAUCAAGAUCUGAUCAAGCCACUCAACAGCUGAUAUUAUUGCUCCAGAGGAGCAGGGACAUCUGGUGUGUGAUCAGAGGGCUAGGCAUUGGUUUGCCCCAAACCCUUCUUCACACCAUUCUAGACAGGCUGCUAAUAAUGAUCUUUUGAAUUCAGGAGUGUUUCAUGCAUGGCAUACGUGUGAGAAGAACAGACUUCUGAUAACAAGCUUCCAUGCCAUACUUCACAACGGACAGCAAAAUGUUUUAAUGAUACAUGACUAAAUUGAUGCAGUUGGAGCAUCUUAAACUUCCUUGGGUUUCUACGUAACGCUGACUUCUUUGUGCUCUGCAACCCAGAGUGGAAUGUUGAUAGCUGGCCCUUUGUGAACCCUAAGAAUGGUGUCUCACAGCCAGGAGAUGGUGCUUUCUGUGAAAGCCUCAAUCUGAAUGAUUUUGCAAAACUAUUGCUGGGAUUUUAAUAGUUGCUUUUCAUCUAUCUGUCAAUAGGGUCUGCCUGGUUCUCUCUCGGGCUCUAAGGGCAUGACAGUUGCCUCCCAUUUCCGCCCCAAAGUCUUGUUGAAUUGGCUGGUCUUUUGUGCAUUUGCAAGAACUUUAAGAAUGCUCACUUCACAGAGUGGACUUCUGCUGGUGCCAGGCAUGAAAUGCAAUGGUGAGGUUUCCUCUCUGUAUCUGGAACGCUAUAUUCACAGCUAGCUCCACUACCCAGGUUGCACAUUGGAGGCUACAGACUCAGGACUCAUUACUUCCUUGAAACACAUAUUCUCUUUUUAACUCUUGUUCCAUUACUCCUUUUAUCCUUAAUCAUCUACUUGCCUUCUCUCUAUCAACAGAGUAAGCAGCAGGGAGAGCCUUGAAUUUGAUGAUUUCUGUUAGCUGGCAAAAUUCUUUUAAAACUUAGGUCAACUUUGUAAUGAGUAGAAUGGUACUUUUUAGGAAAUAAACACCCACUCCCAGUUUUGUUAAUUAUAUUCUUCCAGUUUUCCAUUGGGUAAUAAUGGUGACCCUCUGGAUAAAGCAUCAUAUCCUAGUUUAUUUUCCAUUAUUUGAAUCUGAAAGCAAUGAGUAUUAGUGGAGUUCCAUUUUAGGCUGCAGAAUAUCGCUUGUCUCUGAGAAUCUUUCAUGCAAAGUCUGGCAUCACUGAGAGAUUCUGCUAUUACUCUAUUGGUAGUAGGAUGGAUGUCUGAAUUACAGCUGUAUUCUGCUCGGAUGCAUAGGGAGGGAGAUUGCUGUUCCAUUUUAACAAUUCUUAUUUUUGAUAAGAAACUCUGCAUCUUUUAAAGGACUUUCAGCUGAGGUAAUGUGUUUUGCCGCCAUUCUUUACAUUUGUGCCAGUAUUCAUCCGGUUUAAGUUCUGUUUCAAAAAGUUACCACGAACUUGUAUUUAUUUUUAUGAGGAUGAAUUAUCACUGUUAAGGAUUCUGAGCAAUCCUGCUGGUCCCCAUAUCUGCAUUUAAAUGCUCAGUGUUUGUCUUCGUUCCAUACCAAUAGCGACUGUCAGAAGGAGUGAGCUUCACUGCGUUCCAGGAGAAAACACUCGAAGCUGUGAAGUGUUGGUUCAUUUAAAAUAAUGUAUUGUCAAUUCAUUUGAGUAAUUCCAAAGCAUAUUCAUGUAUUUAGUAAUCCUAUUAAUAGUGGCUGUCUAAUGUGCCAGGUUCUUGGAUGCCUCAGUCUUGUAAAUGUUAUGUAACAUAAUGUUUAUAUUUUGUGUAGUAAGGCUGAUGAUAUCUUGCAAGCUUUUCUUGUAAAUCUGAUAGCCAAAGUAGGGCUUGAAGCUUUUUUUCCCUGGCAAGAGGGAUGUUGAAGAUACAGUGCAAUCCAUUCAUAUAAACAGGAUUGAUUUUGUUACAUACCAUGCAGAGUUAUACAUCUGCGUUCCUUGGUUCUCAUGUUUGACUUGAAUUUGAAAGAUACAGUAUCAUGUUGAAUGUUUAUUAUUCAUUUAUCAUCUACAGCCCAAUUAAUAUUGUGAUAUGCUUUGGCCCUGACUUGUGAUGCGUUGUACCAGAUGUGAUCCAUUUUUGCCCAUGAGCACGAAAGGCCCACGACAUUAUUAGUGCAUUUUAUUCUUGCAUUUGAGAUUUGCAAAUGGGUUCCUUUUCGGGAACAUUCAUUCAAAUAGUUUUUAUCAUUUUUAAUGCUACAGGAAUUCAUCAACUGCUGAAACUUUUUAAACUCUGUAGAAUGAAUGAUUGGAAUAAAGAUGAAUAACACUACCGAUCCCUGCCAGCAUUCUGCACCCACUGAUCAUUUAUUAUUUUAAUACAGAUUACUGUCUUCUCGACUUCCCUUUCUUAAAACAUCAUCUCAAUUCAUAGUGGAGCUGGAGGUAGUUAGAGAACAGUAUUUUUGUAAUGGAAAUACAAAAUGCCAAGUAAAUCUGGAAGGUGGGGGUGAGACCAGAAACUCCAGUCCACUUCUGUUAAAGAUACUCCUAUCUUUCAAAUGAAGUCAUGUGAAUCAGGGAGUUGUUUCAAAGAAAGUGUUUUUAAUGAUUGUGCCUUUUUUUUGUUAAAUCAGCCUGCCUUUAUUUUAUUUAAAGAAAAGGAAGGGAGACUUGCCAGUUCAGUGUGUCAUCCACAAAUGUCUCAUUGCAGCGUAGACAAAAUGACAUCAGAAUAUUUUGAAAUCAUUUAGUCAGCAUAUUUGUACAUAGCAAAUGGACAGACAACAAAGGGUUAAAGAAGUGAUGUUACUCUAAUGUUUAUGUCAUUGCAAGUCAAACAAAAUGAUCGCAUUAAACUAAGCAUAAAGACUUAUAAACCUAUUUUGUACAGCAUCUGGUAAAAGGUGCCUUAUUACGUUUACCACAGAUUACUUUGCAAGAGGUACAUCGUGUACACAGAUUAUGUCCUGUAUCUGAAUAUUAAGUAAAUAACAUUAUUUUAGUACACAGUUGCUCUGUUGGCUAUACUUAUUUGUUUUCCUUCCCUUUGCUAGUUGAAGUCAAGGUGCACUUACUGCAUAACUACUGCAGGGUGUGUGGAUAUCAGUCCUGACUGAAAGAUUUGCUGUGAUAUCCAUGACACAUCUUUUGCCGAGUUCAGCAGUGUGAAUGAAAAGAUGAACUAAUCUAAAAAUCUGGGGUCAACUUAAAAAAGAAUGACUAAUAUUAGUGAUUUUGUUUUACUUACCAGCUGUUCUGUAGGACUUGUUUAACUGCUGCAGUUUUAGAGUUCUUACUUUAAAAAAGUACUAUUUAUUGUUAAAUCCUUCCCCACUUAGUGAUAUUAUUUCAUCUUGCUGAGCUGGUUGUUCUUCAGAUACAGACAUAUAGUUCAACUCGGGCUUUUCAAUUAGCUAACACCUUAGCAACAAACCUAUUUUUUACACAACUGUACAAUCUGUUCAUUCCUAUAUAUUAUGUAACCCUCUUUACUUUCUUGAAAAUAUUCUGGUAGAAAUGUCCUUUCUAGAUACUUCCAAACUGCAUGAAGCGGAACUUCAAAACCAUAUAAUGUCAUGUUAUGAUUUAUUUGGAAAGUUUAUAUGCUAAAUACACCCUCAAAAUUAUUCUCUUUUUGUGAUACUUUCUACAUUCUCAACUCUGAAAUCUCUUAUGGUCUGUUUUCCAUCUAAUUACUUUCACCAAUCUCAUCUUCAGAUUAUGUAUCUCUUUGAAUAACCCUUUGAUUUUGUAUUAAAGCUUUACUGGCCCAAUAUAGUUGCACUGCUUAUCUAACUGCAGUUUAAAUUAGGUCAAAUCUGAUCUGUUGAACUUGCCUCCAUGUUAAAUCCUUCUUUUGAAACUAGUGGGGAAACUUGUUGACCAGUUUGGUCCACUUCAGAUAUGCAUUGGAAGCUGUGGCUGCUUUCAUUUUUGCACAGAACUCCCAGCUAUGAGCCUCUGCUUUUCACCAUAGAAUAUUGAUUUGUUAUUAGUUUGUCUUACUGAUUGGUGUUUCACACUGGAUUUAAAAUAAUGCUGAAUAAUUGAUUUAAAACAAAUUAUUUUGCAGAUGGGAAAUCAUGAAUUCCAUACAUGGCUGUCAAUCCAACCAUCCUUCCUCACUGAAUGAGAGAUAAAAGUAGCACUAAAUUGUUUAUCAACCGGAUAGUCUGAGUGAACCACGACACCCUUUGCAUGAGUGGGAAACAACACUUCAAUCCAAAGCACCAGCCUACUAGUACUGCACCAUACCAAUUGGUUCUCCUCUCAGUCACUUAAAUUCCUGGGAAAGGCAGGGGGUAAAAAAAAAUGCAAAUUUAGCUAAAACAUUACUGGGGAACUAAGGAACAGUCAAUGUUGGAUCAAGCCACCAAUUAUUAUUUUCUUAGUUAGGCAGUAUAACAUUUUCUGCUUCAGUUUAAAGAAAUGCAUUUGAUCUCUUAUUAGAAUUUAAUGUAAAUAAAUAGGGGGAACAAAUGAUGCAUUGAUCAGAUUUGAAGGUGGUUUGUAAUUGGAAGUGUUUACUUAUAAGGUAUACAGAGAUCGGUAGGAGGAAAUCUAAAUGAAUUUCAUCCAUUAUCAAGCAUUCUGAGACAGGAACCUAAGAUAUAUUGUCGUAUAUAAUUUAUCGGAGUAUAAGAUGCAUUGGCAGUAAAAGCAGACCACAUUAACACAAUGUGGAUUUCUCCACAAAUAUCAUGUUGAUUGUGUGAACAGAAUUCACCAUUUAUUACUAUAAUUAUCCAAAUUUGUAUAGUAUCCCAACCAACUGUUGUGCAUCCAAUGGAGAUGCAUUUAUGGGAAAGUGGAAACGUGCAACCAUGGACUACUUCUGUCUGUAAGACCUGGGCAAAGUCUGUAGUGAGCGAGCACUUGCUGAAGAGUGUCAUUUCUGAAGAGGAAGCUUCCUAAUAGUGACUUCCAUUCAACUUGCUUCAUUU